Metarhizium brunneum ARSEF 3297 is the source of this 2394-nucleotide messenger RNA. RefSeq names its product Endochitinase A1. Gene Ontology annotation, cellular component: extracellular region. Gene Ontology annotation, molecular function: chitinase activity. NCBI's taxonomy places the organism in Eukaryota, Fungi, Ascomycota, Sordariomycetes, Hypocreales, Clavicipitaceae. Gene Ontology annotation, biological process: carbohydrate metabolic process. The record is from RefSeq and is a predicted model, not a curated record.
AUGUCUUUGUCAUUAGGUCUUGGUGUUGGCGGUGCGGCCCCCCCAGCUUUGAACGCCUACUGGGGUCAAACUGGUGGUCGUUUCCUGCGUGAUAUUUGCGACUCUGGUGUCAACUACGCCACUGUUUCUUUCAUCAACAACUCGCCCGAGAACGGCGAUGGUUACCCCGGGAGCAACUUCGGUGCCAACUGCGCCGGAGAGGUCUACACCAAUACGGACGGCAAGAAAACCAAGUUGCUCAGUGCUUGCAGCUUCAUCCAGAGAGACAUCCCUUACUGCCAAAAAAAGGGCGUCAAGGUCUUGCUGGCCAUUGGCGGCGCCCAUAUUCCAGGAACAAGUGAAUACGCUGUGUCUUCUGAGGAGAAGGGCGUCGAGUUCGCCGAGUUCUUGUAUAAUGCCUUCGGCCCUUACAAGAGCAGCUGGACGGGCCCUCGACCCUUCGAUAGCACUACCGCGCACGUUUCCGUCGAUGGUUUCGAUCUGGACUUGGAGGACAGGACACCCAAAUUCAAAAACGGACCCUAUAUUGCCAUGGUCAACUGGUGGCGUCAGCAGAGCCACAAAAUGUUCAUCACUGCCGCCCCUGAGUGUGUCAUGUUUGGAAACCAGAACGACGAAUUGAUCGCGAAUGCCGAGUUUGACGCCCUCUUUAUCCAGUUCUACAACAACCCUGUGUGUGAUUCUAUCCCCAACAACACUCCUGGUGACAAAUUCUCGUAUGAUGAGUGGGCUGCAAAGGUUGCCACGGGCAAGAGCAAGAACGCCAAGCUGUUUAUCGGCCUGCCCGCCUCAACUGAUUCUGCUGGUUCCGGCUACAUCGAUCACGAGGCCAUGAAGGACCUUGUUUGCAGAUAUCACGACCACAAGAACUUUGGCGGUGUCUCUCUCUGGGAUGCCACGCGGGCCAUGAACAAUGUCGGUGCCGAGGGUAAGUCUUUCUUGCAGAGUGCCGCCGAGGCCGUCCAGUAUGUAUGCGGGGAGCCUCCCAAGACGACCUCUUCCGCGCCUACAUCGACCAAGAUUACUUCUACAACCAGCAGCACCACGGUCAAGACGACUUCCGCUUCUUCUGAGAAGCCCACGACCAGCAACACUGCCUCUGAGAAGUCUGCAACCACCAGCACUUCUUCUGCUAGCUCUUCCGCGAAGCUCACGACUUCUAGCAUCCAGUCCGGUAAUGUCACAACAAGCUCUAUCUCGUCUGGCAAGCCUACCUCAAGCUCCGCCACCUCUAAGAAGCUGGAUACCACCAGUGUUAUCGCCACUGCUUCCGCCACCAAGUCUGCAACCACAUCUAGUGUUGGUAUGACUAGCUCUAUUCACUGGUCCAACUCGACCGCUACCAGGACUAUCCAGACUACGAGCAAGCCUGUUGCCAUCACUACGAGCAAGCCUGUCUCCAUGACCACGAGCACCGUAUACACCACCUCCGUCCACACCGUGACCGAAUGCCCUCCUACCGUCACUGACUGCCCUGUUGGCCACGUCACGACUGAGAUUAUCGCUCUCUACACCACAGUAUGCCCUGUCACGGAGACUGCUCAGCCUCCCAAGCCCACGACCACCAAGGCUGCUGUCAUGACCACCAGCACCGUGUACACCACCAAGACUUAUACCAUCACUGAAUGCCCUCCUACGGUGACAGACUGUCCUGUCGGCCAUGUCACCACCAAGGUCAUCCCCUUGUACACUACCGUCUGCCCUGUCUCGGAGACUGCUCAGCCUCCCAAGCCUACGACCACCAAGGUUCCUGCCAUGACCACCAGCACUGUGUAUACCACCAAGACUUACACUAUCACCAAGUGCCCUCCUACUGUGACAGAUUGCCCCGUCGGCCACGUCACCACAGAGGUUAUCCCCGCGUACACUACUGUCUGCCCCGUUAAGGAGACCGAAACUGGCAAUGUUCCCAAGCCUACGGGCCCUGCUCCCUCGUCCGCCGCCACCAAGACGACGGUGGUCAGCAAGACCGUCAAGGUCCAGCAGCCCAGCUCUCUCGCGACCUCUACCCGCUCUGCGGCCGUUGUUCCCCAGCCUUCUGGCAAGGGUUGCUCCGGUCCCAGCUGCCCUGGCGCCACCAACGCUCCCGGAUCUGGCUGCACCGGCCCCGAGUGCCCUGGUGUCGCUAUUCCCACCACCGCUCCCGGAUCUGGCUGCACCGGCCCCGAGUGCCCUGGUGUCGCUAUUCCCACCAACAGCUGGACCAACAAGCACAGCUCUGGAUGCACUGGCCCUCAGUGUUCGGGCGUUGCCAUUCCUACAAACGCCUGGACUAGCUCCUCCGUCGGCCCUUCUGCUGUCCCCAGCUCCCCCGUGACCGCCGGUGCUUCUACCCUGGCUCUCGGCCUGACUGGUCUCGUCGCCAUUGUUGCCGCUCAGGUUCUGGCCCUGUAA